Molecule: messenger RNA, 610 nt
Organism: Acanthoscelides obtectus
Lineage: Eukaryota; Metazoa; Arthropoda; Insecta; Coleoptera; Chrysomelidae
Source: the annotation of a GenBank genome assembly
GAGGCCCAAUCUCCUUGAAAGGCAUUUGAAGUAACAACAUCCUACUCUGGUUUUGAAGACGAAAGAGUUUUUUUCUUCUAAAGCAGAAUCACUCAAACGGAUGAGACUGGAUAAAUCGGCAAGCUAUCACACAGAUGUAUCGCAGCAUCUCAAAGCUUCAUUUGAAAUAGCUUUUAUGAUAGCAAAGCGAAAGAAACCUCAUACUGUCGGUGAAGGAUUAAUAAAACCAUGCGUCCUAAAAGCCACUUGCGAUGAAUCCACCGACAUCAUUCAAGAAGAGAUUUUUUGCUCCCAAUCUGUGACAGCAGAAAAAACUGAUUUGGAUUGGAAGAAACUCAUUGCACUUUGCACAGAUGCAAUGAUAGAUAUACGAUCGGUCUUAGCUAAAAGGCUCAAGGAUAAAAAUCCCGCAAUGUACACAUUGUGUUAUUCAUCGGCAAGCUUUGGCAUCCAAAACAUUGCCACAGAAAUUACGCCAUUCUUUGGACUCGGCUAUAAGGAUUGUAAACUCAUCAAGAGCAGCGCUUUGAACUGUCUGUUAUUUACUUUACUUUGCGAAGAUCUCGAUUCCGAUCACAAAGUUCUUCUGUUCCAUACAGAAGUACGCUGA